This is a messenger RNA of Micromonas commoda, 1122 nucleotides long. RefSeq lists its product with no specific name. The record is from RefSeq and is a predicted model, not a curated record. The transcript has 2 exons. Gene Ontology annotation, biological process: mitochondrial large ribosomal subunit assembly. NCBI's taxonomy places the organism in Eukaryota, Viridiplantae, Chlorophyta, Mamiellophyceae, Mamiellales, Mamiellaceae. Gene Ontology annotation, molecular function: ATP binding; nucleic acid binding; RNA helicase activity. The annotation marks the transcript as partial. Gene Ontology annotation, cellular component: mitochondrion.
GACCCGGCGGUAAAACCCGACGCCGCCGACGCCUCCGACCCCUCGGGUUCCGCCUUUACCCGCGCGGGUCUGCCCGCGCACAUGGUGAACGCCAUGCGCGCCGCGGGCUUGAAGCGCACGACGGAGAUCCAGAGGCUCGCCAUCCCACACCUCGUCGCCGGCGAAGACGUGGUGAUCCUCGCGGAGACCGGGAGCGGGAAAACGUUCGCGUACGCGCUGCCGAUGAUCGCCGCCGUCGGCGCGCCCGGCCGGGGGGGAACGAAGGUUCAGGGCCGGUGCUGCCCGUCGAUGAUCGUGCUCGUGCCGAACGUGGAGCUCGGGCGACAGGUGGCGUACAUGGCGGAGCUCGCGGCGGAGUGGGUCGACACCGGGGAAUACCCGAGACCCGCCGGGUCCAAGCUCGCCGGGGACCAGGAGGUGAUCCCCGAGUUUCGCAGAGCCGAGGUUCUCGUCGCCACGCCCGCAAGGCUCCUCGCCAUGAUGCGAGACGGGUGGGUGCUGCCCGGGCGCAUCGCGCACGUCGUCGUGGACGAGGCUGACGAGAUGCUGUCUCGCGGGUUCGAAAGAGAGGUGGCCGCCGUGCUCGAGACGUGCUACCAGGACGACGGGGUGAACAAGUUCGGGGGUACGGUGCAAUUCUGCUUCGCCGCCGCGACGAUGGCGGAGGAGGGACCCAUCUUAAGCGCCUUUCGCCGGGGACCCGACGGGCUGCGUUGGGUCAGCACCGCGCAUUUCGGCGGGUUGCAUCCGCAGCUGAAACAACGCGUCCGGGAGGUUCACGGCGUGGAGGAUCGCCGCGCCGCGCUCCUGCGCGCGCUCGCCGAGGACAAGACCCACCGCGCGCUCAUCUUCUGUGCCAGCCCCGAGGAGGCGGACGCGUGCGCCGAGCACUGCAACGCGAGCGGCUACGUCGCCAUGAGCUUCCACGGUAAAACCGCGGAUCGCGGCGUCGCGCUGGAUGAGUUUUUCAACGGCGAUUUGCCCGUGCUGGCGUGCACCGACCUCGCCGCGAGGGGGAUCGACUUCCCGGACCUGCACCACGUGGUGCACUACACCCCCGCGGCGGACGCGGCGACGCACCUGCACAGGUGCGGUCGCACGGCGAGAGUCGGUCAGUCUGGA